AUGUCAACUGAUUCUAUUUCUAUUAAUUCCAAACAUGAGUUGGAUGAUGAUUCCACUUAUCCUGUCAGUAAAGUAAGAACUUUUGGUGACAAUAAUGAAUAUGUUAUACUUGGAAACAAGAAAUAUCUUAGAAAAGAUUUAUUAGAGAGUUUUGGAGGAACUAUGGAUGUUGGAUUACAUAAACCAAGGGAGUUUGGUAAUGCUACUUGUAUUGGUUUAGUUUCAUUUUCAAUCUCGAAUCUAGUGCUCAGUCUUUAUGGAUUAAAUACUAGAGGUAUACAUACUCCAAAUGUGAUUGUUUCAUUGUGUAUUUUCUAUGCUGGACUUCUUCAAAUUCUUGCGUCAAUUUGGGAUUUUUUCCGUGGUAAUACUUUUUCAUACGUCGCUUUUGGAUCAUAUGGUGCAUUUUUCUUAUCUUUUGGAGCUAUUCAAAUUGAAAGUUUUGGUAUUGUGAAAGCAUAUAUGACGGAAGAUCCAACACAAUUAGAAAAUGCAAUUGGAAUCUACUUAAUAGGUUGGGCACUUGUUUCAUUUAUGUUAUUAAUGUGUACUUUGAAAUCAGUUGUUUCUUUAGUUGCAAUGUUUUUCUUCAUUUUUAUGACUUUUUUGUUACAAGGUAUUGGUUAUCUUAUCGCUAUGCCAGUGGUUAUUAAGGCUGGUGCUGGUGUCGGAAUAGCAGUUAGUGUAUGUGGUUUAUACAAUGCUUAUGCUGGUAUGGCUAAUAAAACAAAUCUGUAUUUUAGUUCAUAUUUAAUUCCCUUAGCCAUGCAUCAUAGUCACUAA
This is a messenger RNA of Lodderomyces jiufengensis, 783 nucleotides long. Its product is annotated as acetate uptake transporter family protein. Gene Ontology annotation, cellular component: plasma membrane. Lineage: Eukaryota; Fungi; Ascomycota; Pichiomycetes; Serinales; Debaryomycetaceae. Bases 1 to 783 code for a protein of 260 amino acids. The transcript has a single exon. Gene Ontology annotation, molecular function: acetate transmembrane transporter activity. The record is from RefSeq and is a predicted model, not a curated record.